Messenger RNA from Symbiodinium sp. CCMP2456, 1545 nucleotides. The record is from the annotation of a GenBank genome assembly. NCBI's taxonomy places the organism in Eukaryota, Dinophyceae, Suessiales, Symbiodiniaceae.
AUGACCAGUUUCGAAGCUCAGAUCCGAUUCGCGCGUUUCGCUCGAGCCUACGCCGUGUUUCGGGAACUGAGCGUGAAGCAGGAGGAGGUGCUUCGGCUGUCGACGCAAGAGCAUCCAGAUCUGGAUCUGGAUGCUACAGCUAGCACCUACGCCUUCUGUGACGGCCAGGAGGUCACCUUCAGCACUGAGGCUCUGGAAGAGCAGGCGUCUGCCACCUUCGUGGUGGCAAAGGAUCCACCUCCGGCCUCGCCAAGCCAGGAUGCAAAGAAGCGCCCCGCCUGCCCAUCCUCACAGGUCAGCGUCGCAGCGAAAAACACGCAGACGUCGAAGCUGGAAUCACAGUCACUGGUUGCCGCAUCCCAGGCGAAGCCUAAGGCCAAGGCCAAAGCAAAAGCCAAGGCUAAGGCUAAGGCCAAGGCCAAGGCCAAGGCCAAGGCCAAGGCCAAGGCCAAGGCCAAAUCGAAGGCCGCUGCCCCGAAGGCGAAGGCCAAGGCAAAGGCAAAGGCAAAGGCCAAAGCCAAGGCAAAAGCCGAAGGCAACGGACAAGUCGUACUUAUGAAGGCCACGCCAAAAGUCAAGGCCAAGUCGAAGGCAUUGAUGGAUGGAAGUCAAAGUGGCGCCCUGGUCAAAUGCGAACCACUCGAUGAGCCUGAGGACGGCAGCAAGCUGCCGGGGCGCAGUGUCGGUGAGCCGAACCUUCCUCGGAAGCAGAUGUGCGCUUCCACGGUGAGCUUUGGGCCAGCCAAAGGCUGGCGAGUCAUUGCAUGGCUGAAGACGGUGAAUACCGUCAAAGAAAGGGCGCACGAUUCGGUCAUUUGCUGGAAGUUUCUGUCUCCACAACGCACCAGGGCCUUCAACUCCUUUCAGUAUCUGAAGAAGGGGGUUGGAGAAGGUGUGUACACGCAGAUCUUCACCGCUGUGCGACCUGGACUCUUGGGACAGAUCCGAGAAAAGCGACACAGGCUCGAGGGCAGCACUUCGCCGCCGCCAGCGCCGAAGAAGAGGGCACGGCCGGCGAACACCUGUCGGCUACCUCCCCCGGAGCCUCUGCCUGCGCCUCGCAAAGCGCUUUCGGCGGCCUCGGCGACGCCGCGCAAGGGCGCGCAGUUCCCCGCCACAAGACAGUCAUAUCUGGCGGCCACACAGUUCUUCGAUCCGGCGGACACCGCCAACGCAGAGGAAGGCAGCUGUUUGUGGAAGAACGGCUGCAUGGCCCGCAUGAGGAGGCACGAGCGCUGCAUCUACGGCGGACGCAUGCAGCCCUCGGUGAUCUCCCUGGUGGAUCGCGUGUUGAUCGGCCGGGGCGAAGCCUGUGAUGUCAUCCUAGACUCAUCGCUGACUCCACAGAUGAUCUCGCGAUCACAUGCCGUGGUGACCGUGGAGGAUGAGAGUUGCAUGAUCGAAGACCAGGGCUCUCUCAACGGCGUGCACAUCAACGGUACCCGCAUCAGUUCGAAGCAGGCUCUGAAGCAUGGCGACGUCGUCACCUUCGGGGUGCCUUCGCCACAGCCGGAGUUCGACUAUAUCUUCGAGAUGCGCAGCUGA